AUGGCUGAUGCAGUGAGCCCCUAUGCCACCAUCCCUGUCAAGUCCCACAUCCCCGUGACAUUGGAACUCUGCUCCUCCAACUACAGCAAAUGGAGCUCCUUCUUCCAGGCCAUGUGUGGCAAGUUUGGCCUCAUGGGGCACAUUCAUGGGACCCUUCCUCCUAAUCCCAUCACUGCUGCAUGGAGCCAAGCAGAUUGCUGUGUCCGCAGCUGGCUAUACGACUCCGUCUCCGACUCUGCCUUGGACUUCACCAUGGAAGACAACCAGACCGCGCACCAGCUUUGGGUCGCCAUCGAACGUCACAUCCAGGCCAACCAGGCUCCCCGUGCCAUCUUCCUGAGUCAUGAGUUCCACUCCAUGACUCAAGGGGACCUCUCUGUUGAGGACUAUGGCAAGAAGAUGAAAAGAGCUGCCGAUGCCCUUCACGCCGUUGGGCAGCCCGUUGCCGACUCCACGCUCGUCCUCAACCUCCUCCGCGGCGCCAACCCCCGCUACAGCACCACUAGUGACUUCAUCGCCGCCACGCCGAACAUCACCUUUGCUGCGGCGCUUGAUCAACUCGCUCUCAAGGAGCUGUGUUUGGCGAACGAAACCAAGGUUGCGGCUUCCACUGCCCUUGUUGCCUCCACACCAUCCGGCUGA
Setaria italica (foxtail millet) is the source of this 642-nucleotide messenger RNA. RefSeq lists its product as uncharacterized. NCBI's taxonomy places the organism in Eukaryota, Viridiplantae, Streptophyta, Magnoliopsida, Poales, Poaceae. The coding region runs from base 1 to 642 and encodes 213 amino acids. The transcript has a single exon. The record is from RefSeq and is a predicted model, not a curated record.